AUGAAGCGCGGGGAGUCGUGGAGCAAGGCCAGGCCGAACGGGUGGACAAGAGGAAACAAAACGACCGCUCCCUGCAGGGCGCUGUCAGCGAAAGCAAGAACUCGGAGUCGUCCAAAGCUGGAGAGCCCGGGAAUGCGUCAGCGGGCAGGGCCGCAGACGGCCACCCCUUUGAGCGUGAGGAGGAACACCUCCGGGACAGCCGUGGGCCACAGAGAGUACAUGAGGGAAACCACUACGCCAGUGCUCGCCCUCCGUCAGAGUGGUACGGAGGUUCGUCAGCACACCGACCGAGGUCUCGCAGCCGAGACCAAGACCUUCGCCGGGGACGAAGCUCAAGCAGAGGCCGUAACCGCAGCCGGUCGAGGCACGAAGGCGGUAGUGGCUGGGGCGGUGACAUGCGCAACCUACGAUCGCGCUCUCGAUCGAAGCAGAGGAACUACCCCGGUGGUGGUCACGUCUACGGCUCUAGGCGCGGUUCAAGGAGCCGCGAACGGUCUCGGUACUCACCGUCAGGUUCACGAACGUAUCCUAGCCUAG
Ectocarpus siliculosus is the source of this 537-nucleotide messenger RNA. The record is from the annotation of a GenBank genome assembly. Lineage: Eukaryota; Phaeophyceae; Ectocarpales; Ectocarpaceae.